Danio rerio (zebrafish) is the source of this 5128-nucleotide messenger RNA. Lineage: Eukaryota; Metazoa; Chordata; Actinopteri; Cypriniformes; Danionidae. The record is from RefSeq and is a predicted model, not a curated record.
AGAUAAAAACGCACACACAGACCCCUUUAACCGCGGGGGUCUCGCGAGAGCAUCAGUGCGAGAUCUCGCAGGCCUGUUGUGUCUGACGGUGGACCGUCGCUGCGUGGGGGUUUUCGCUUGAUGUCAUCGGGAAAGACGCGAGAGCUGCGUUUCCUCCGCCGCUUCUCAUGCUCCCGCCGCGUCCUCCGCUCGCUUCUCCACACACCGCCGCGGUUCUCCGGCAGGGUUUGCCCGGGUUUUCGGGGAUGAGGCUGAUGCGGCGGCGCUGCUGCUGUGCUCGCGCUCGGCAGAUCGUCGUGCAGAUGCGCGCGCAGCUGAGCAGAAAGAUGGACCACAACACCGUCGACUAAAAGCGGCCACAAAACCACUCCGUUACCGCUGAUUACACGCGUUUGACUCCCGCAGUCGAGGACUUGUCUUCCUGAUGGAUUUGUGGAGCGGCCUCCGGAUGCCAAACACACCGAGAGCAUCUGUAGCCUGUUAGCAUUAAACGAAGAAGAGCGCAGUCACCAUAUGAUGAUGAUGAUGAUGGAGGAGCUCUUCUUAUGAGGAAGAUCAGGGGCAGAUCCUCAUCUUCAGAGGGUUUGUUUUGGCCCUGGAGGCUGCUGGACUUCUAGCCAUAUCAAAGCUAGCAUAUCAUGCCGUCCAGCCCUGUUUACUGACUUCUUUGAUACACAAACACAUAGAGACAGAGACUAGCUCAGUUCUUCAUCGCAUGUCAAGAGUCCAGGUUACCUGAGAUGGAUAAACUCACCAUUAUUUCAGGAUGUCUCUUUCUGGCUGCGGAUAUUUUCGCCAUCGCCAGCAUUGCCAACCCAGACUGGAUCAACACUGGCGAGUCAGCAGGAGCUCUUACGGUGGGACUGGUGCGGCAGUGUCAGACGAUUCACGGACGAGACCGAACCUGCAUCCCGCCCCGACUGCCCCCAGAGUGGGUCACCACGCUCUUCUUCAUCAUCAUGGGCAUCAUCUCCCUCACAGUCACCUGCGGCCUACUGGUGGCCUCGCACUGGCGAAGAGAAGCCACGAAAUACGCCAGGUGGAUCGCCUUCACAGGAAUGAUCCUGUUCUGUAUGGCCGCCCUUAUAUUCCCCAUAGGAUUCUACAUCAAUGAAGUAGGAGGACAGCCAUACAAAUUACCCAACAACACGGUGGUGGGCUCCUCUUAUGUACUGUUCGUGCUCUCCAUCUUCUUCACAAUAGUGGGGCUCUUGUUUGCCGGGAAAGUGUGUCUUCCUGGCUGAGAGGACGUUCCUAGCAGGGACAGCUGGGGUGAUCCAAGCCAAGCGGACGCAAACGGCACUCAUCGACAGGGGGUGGUGUUACACGGAAAUAUCUCAUUAUACUGCAAAAACUGAAAAGACGAUCGCUGCACGCACUACAGGCGAGAGAGUGCGUCCCACCCUGUGCUUUCUUAAACCUGUGCUGUCUUUUUAAGUUUCAACCUUAAGGAUCGAGGCGAUGAUACGCGCAUGUUGGAAAGGACCGAGUGCGUCUACAGCAGUGGCUGCUUCCAGUACUACUUUACCUUGGAGUAUUGUUGCAUUAUCUUCUGUUUGUUUGUGUUUUUUUACAUCCCGCAGUUUCUCACAUGCGCCCCCUGCCUUUACAGAGAGGAACUACAGGAUUGUGGUGGAGAAUGCGGGCAAUGGUGUUCGACCCAUUCACUGGGGUCACAACAGGACUCCUCUCAUUCUCUCUAUCAGCCCGAGUGCUGGCCGAGAUACUCCACUGUUACAAAGGAAAAAAAGCCUGCAGUUUCUCACAUGCGCCCCCUGCCUUUCUGGAGAGGAACUACGGGAUUGUGGUGGAGAAUGGGGGCAAUGGUGUUCGGCUCAUUCACUAGGGUCACAACAGGACUCUUCUCAUUCUCUCCAUCAGCCCGAGUGCUGGCUGAGAUACUGCACUGUUACAAAGGAAAAAGGGAACAGUAUUAGGAACAUUGUUUUGGUUGUUGGCCUGCUACCCAAGGCAAAUGCUCCAGGACUGCCGGUCAGGACCCUGUGCCUCACUGUUACACGCUCAGAUAUUGACGGAUUCGUCUCUGUAUUUGACAAACCAAAUGAACCUACCCUCACAUGAGGAUGGGCUGUGUUUGGGUUCAGUCAUGGGCGGAUGUGACGUUAUCAUCUCCUUGUUUUGAUCUCUGAAUUUGCAGAGCCCUUUACUUUAAUUUGCUAAUGUGCCAUAAAGCUGUUUUUGUUUUUGUUGUUGUUUGAAUGCUAGGGCAUGAGUUGAGUUUUAGGGAGCACUGCGUGCGGUUUAGCCAUUUCAGUAGGUGAAGCACUACAGAUGUACAAAAAUAGACCUCCUUACCUCAUUAUUUUAACUAAAUUUCCCCUAACCAAGAUGAAAAGGUGCGCCCUGUAAAGUUUGUGUUGUGAUCACGGACGUUUCGUUGAAAUGCUGCGAUCAUGGCGGAUUAUUUAUCUGACACUGAAUAAAAGGAGCUCAAGAUUGUGUUUGUGUUACAUCAGCCCACAUUUCGUUCCUCGUAUUUUUUUUUUGAGGGGGGGAAACAAGCGUUCUGUUUGAGUGAAUUGAAAUCAGAAUUAUUUAUGAUGGAUGUGUGAUGUGAAGGUUACGUUUUGCCCACAAGUUGUUUUCUUCAUAAGAUUUCCUCUUGUUUCCUGUGUGUUUGUUAAUUCCGUUAAAGAGAGAUCGCCUUUGCGUUCUUAACUAAAUUGACUUUUUUAGUGCUUUGAAAUGCCGCACUUUUCCUGAUAACAUUCAUAUUCGCCAUAGGGAUGGCAAGCACAUCAGAUACAUUAAUUGACAUUUUACAUAAUUCUCAUAAACAAAGGUAAACACCCUUAGGUUGAUCGAAUGUUUAUAUGAAAAUCUUCCACUUGAGAUCAAUCCAAUCGUUUUGGCAAAACUAGGACUGAAAGUGAAGCGAACUAUGAGCAAAAAGUGGUGGACGACAUUGCAUCCGUGUUAAAGACUGCACCAACUUUUCUUUCCUUGUUUUUGUUUGGGAAAGCUAGCGUUCCAUUGAAUCAGAAUUAUUAAUGAUGGAUGUGUGAUGUGAAGGUUACAUUUCGCCCUCAAGUUGUUGCUUUCUUCAUAUGAUCUCCUCUUUGUUUUGUGUGUGUUUGAUUUCAGUUUGUUUAUUCCGUUGAUGAAAGGUCAUGCUCAUAGUCGCCUUUGCGUUCUUCACUAAAUUGACCUUGUUAAUGCUUAGAAAAACCGCACUUUUCAUGAAAACAUUCAUAUUUGCUAUAGGGAUGGCAAGCAGAUCAAAUAUACUUAUUCAAAUUUAAGAUAAUUUUUGUAAACAAAGAUAAACACUCUUGGAUUGAUCAAAUUGUUUAUAUGAAAAUCUCCCACUUACGAUCGGUCCAAUUGGUUUUGUCAAAACUGGGACUUAAAGUAAAGCAAACUGUGAGGAAAAAAUGGUGGACGACAUCCCAUCUGUGCUAAAGACUGCGCCCAAUUUUCAACCCAAUUUUUGUUCCUCGUUUUGUUUGGGAAAGCAAGCGUUCCAGCGGAAUGUAAUCAGAAUUAUUAAUGAUGGAUGUGUGAUGUGAAGGUUACAUUUCCCCCUCAAGUUGUUGCUUUCUUCAUAUGAUCUCCUCUUGUUUUGUGUGUUUUUUUGAUUUCCGUUUGUUUAUUCCGUUAAUGAAAGGUCAUGCUCACAGACGCCUUUGCGUUCUUCACUAAAUUGACCUUGUUAUUGCUUAGAAAUACCGCACUUUUCAUAUUCGUUAUAGGGAUGACAAGAAGGUCAAAUUUAUUUGUUCAAAUUUUAAAUAAUUCUUGAAAAACAAAACAAUCUCUUGGGUUGAUCGAAUGUUUAUGAAAAUCUCCUACUUGCAAUCAAUCCAAUUGGUUUUGGCAAAACUAGGACUUAAAGUAAAGCCAACUAUGAGAAAAAAAUGGUGAACGACAUUGCUGCUGUGUUGAAGACUGCGCCCAAUUUUCAACCCGAUUUUUGUUCGGUUUUUUGGGGGGGGGGGGGAGCAAACGUUCUGUUCCAGUGGAUUGAAAUCAGAAUUACUUAUGAUGGAUGUCUGAUGUGAAGGUUACGUUUCGCCCACAAGUUGUUGAUUUCUUCAUAUGAUCUCCUCUUGUUUUGUGUGCGUGUUUAAUUUUCGUUUGUUUAUACCGUUAAAGAAAGGUCAUGCUAACAGACGCCUUUGCGUUCUUCACUAAAUUGACCUUGUUAAUGCUUUGAAAUGCCGCACUUUUCAUAAAAACAUUCAUAUUUGCCAUAGAGAUAGCAAGCAGAUCAAAUAUAAUUAUUAACAUUUUAAUUCUCGCAAAUAAAGAUAAACACUCUUGGGUUGAUCAAAUGUUUAUAUGAAAAUCUCCCACUUGCGAUAGGUCUGAUUGGGUUUUGCAAAACUGGGUCUUCAAGUAAAGUAAACUGUGAGAAAAAAAUAGUGGAUGACAUCGCAUUCUUCCGAGUUUUCAACCCAAUUUUCGUUCCUCUCUUUUUUUUUUUUUUUUUUUGGGAAAGCAAGCGUUCUAGUGAAUUGAAAUCAGAAUUAUUUAUGAUGGAUGUCUGAUGUGAAGGUUACGUUUUGCCCACAAGUUGUUGAUUUCUUCAUAAGAUCUCCUCUUGUUUCUUGUGUUUGUUAAUUCCGUUAAUGAAAGGUCAUGCUCACCGUCACCUUUGCGUUCUUCACUAAAUUGACUUGUUAAUGCUUUGAAAUGCCGCACUUUUCAUGAAAACAUUCAUAUUGGCUAUAGAGUUGGCAAGCAGAUCAAAUAUAUCUAUUCAAAUUUUAGAUAAUUCUCGCAAAUAAAGAUAAACACUCUUGAGUUGAUCAAAUGUUUAUAUGAAAAUCUCCUAUUUGCAAUCAAUCCAAUUGGUUUUGGCGUAACUGGGACUUAAAGUAAAGCAAACUGUGAGGGAAAAAAAUGGUGGACGACAUCGUAUCCGUGUUUAAGACUGCUCCUGCUUUGGAAACCCAUCAUAAAAUGGACUAAUAGGUGCAUAUGGAACGCUGUUAUUUAUGAUUUUUAAAAGGGAAGGAAAACGUAUGAGUAACAGUAUUAUCUAUGAAAGGAUGUUAGCAGUCCUUGUGCACAGUUACUGUUAACGGAUUCAUGUACCGGCAAGUUUUCUCUGCUACUCUUUGUUUCAGUAUCUCACUGUAUACAAUAAAAGGCAUAAAAGAAG